AUGCCUGGUGUCGUCAUGAUGGAAAACGGCGUUCGGGCACCACUACCUGCAAGUCAUGACAGAGAAUCUGGCCAAUUUGUCAAUGGCAAUUCAUCUCCUAGCCGACAAAAUGGCAAUAAUUCCGGACUUGGGGCUGCAACUAACAACGGGGCGACUUCCAUGGCGAACGGGAACGGAGGCAGUGAUGGCGCGAACUCAGCACAGUCACAGCGACAAAGCUCUAAUCCGUCGCGUAUGAAUGAUCUUCCAGAUGAAAUACAACAUAUUACCCAGGGGUUCAUUCCCUUGGGAACUUUACUCUCGCGCCUUGCGUUCAAGACACACAAUCAGCUUGCAGAUGAGAUUGUGGCAUUAGCUAAGAUGCCCAUACCCGCGCCUGCUGUCAAUGGCAACUCGACACACGCUGGGGCUUCAGUGGAUGACACUUCCCCUGAAAACUUAGCCAAGAAGGCCAGGCUAUUGAACUUCGUCCAGGAGAGACAUGCAGACUGGGUAAAAGCGGCUGUAAUUACAAGAUGGAGCAAGAACGCUCAAUCGGUCAGCAAGCUGAUCGACCUGAUGUUUCUGAUCAACUCACAGCGAGCCAAGUACGACUUUAUUCCUCGUCAGAUGGCCGAACUCAAGGGAUCUCUGACCUUUGCACGACUUCCGAACCCCGAUCUCAAGACAGCGCUCCACGUACUUUCUACUGGCACAGCCCCCUGGAUGCCAGAUUUCAACUAUAUUGAACCUCCUCCCAUGGAUUCCAAGGAGGAACAACAGUGGAUAGAAAACGUAAACACGCUUCUUUCAUUGCGUCUCAACUUGGACGAUUAUGACAACAUCCCUUACCAGUUCCGGGACUACACUAUUGAUUCUGGUCGGGUUACCUUCAAGGUUCCGGGCGAGUUUGAGGUAGACCUCACAAUAGCUGACGAAGACUUUGAAAAGCAAUUCUGGUUCAUUGAUUUCCGAUUCGGCUUUACUCCUGCGCCUGUUGAAAUGUCCAAUUCGUUGAGAAUGUACUUGGAAGACAAAGUCAAUACAGUGCUAGGACAGGAAAGCUUGAGUGGCUGUUACAAGUUCCUCCAUGAAUUCGUCCUCACUCACAAGCUCACCGAGUACGUACGUCAAGCCUUCGAGCUGAGUAGAGGUCGUUGGGUAGACACGCUGAAGGUAGAGCGGCUCAAUAGAGCCAUGGGUAUCCAGUAUUGGGUCGGCCGCUCUCCACCAGAUGGUGUAAAGAGCUGGAUAAUCCUAGGUGUUGACAGUGCUAAGAAAUCUGGCACACCUGAGGAUCCCAAAUCUUCAAGCCACCUUACAUUACGUUGGUUCAGGGACAACAAGGAGAUCAAGGACGCAGACAUUCCGCUCAACGACGUUGAUAUCUCUACAGAAACUCUCCUGAACAGUGUCAUUGGUAGACACGUCGGAUACAUCCUCGGAUCAAUACACGCGAAGUUAAAAACAAAUGGUCGAUUUACUAAGCGAGAAGCCGGUCUCGCUCUGGAUCUGUGGAAAGAUAGUCCUGCACAAUCUACCCUCAAGAUGCAGUUAGGCCAUGCUGUGUAUGUGACCGUUGGCGUCAAUUCUAUGACUGGGGUAAUCUCAAUGAAACCACAGUUGGGGUUAACCUGGAGAGGCGAACAAAAACUCAACUGGCAAUCGAAGGACCCUGUCCAGGAUGGACUUGCAUGCCUGGAAAGCGUUCGAUGCCAAUAUGUAGUGGAAGAAAUUAUUCGACGUGGAAAGAGCACGGACUGGUUCGUAUGCAAAAGCCCCGUGAAAAUGGAACGUGUUCGAGAGGUGCUCAACUCACGAGAAAUGGGUCAACUCAUGUGGCUCAAGCGGCAUGGUUGGAUCGAACGGUGGUAUUUGAUGGUGAACUUAAGCUUGGGCGGUGAUAAGUGGUGUUUGGUUGAAAUCAACAAUAAUACUCCCAAUGGGGAGACACGGAUUUCAUCAUGCACUCAGCUACCGCUCAGUUCUUAUGCGCCAAAACUCGCAGACACUUUCUUCUCAAACUUGACUAUAUUCACUUCUGCUGUGAUCUCACAUAUUACGGACAUGAGAACUCUACACCAACAAAAGAUUAAGUAUGUCGCCCGCAAUGGAUUCAACUACUCCUUACCACCGAGUAUGAAGGUGCCUUCUAUCUUCAUCAAGCUUGCGGAUAUCUUAAGGCAACCACAGUCACAGGAUUCGAAAGAGCGGGUUGAAGAUUGGGCACACGAUUUUGUACAGAUCAUGUUCCAAGGCAUACGUAGCCCAAGUAUCAGGCGACAGAUUUUGGACCGAGGAAAGGAGACGAAUAAUAAUGCCGGGGAUGGCACAGUGGCGAAAAGGGAAUCGUUACAUGGAUUCCUGGAUGCCCGAAUCAAGGUUUCUGACCCCUCUAGGUUCGGCCUCCUCCAGGGGCAUGUCGAACGCGAUGUUGCAUAUAGUAAGACCCUCGGAGUAUUUGCGCUUCGUCUAGAAGCAGAUGUCGGAAGCACUAUCUUAAAUACACUUGCUCAUCGCCUGCAAGCUAUCGACAAACUAGCCGACUGCGUGGACGCGAUACGUCGAAGCGACAGGGACAUUCAAUGCGAAGCGAUCACACUUACUAAAGUUGUGUUCACUUAUACCGAUCGCAUGAAGCAAGAGGGCGGUAUGGUGGAACAACCACCUAUUGACCGUUGUAGAGCAACCUUGGAACUUGGACCUGGCGGUAUCGAAGUGUUGUUCGAAAGAGGCAACCCGCAGCUGCGCGCUCUGGAUCUCUUCCGACACCUUGUCAACUCGAACCUGCGCUGCCGGAAGCUCCCCUUUUAUCUAUCAAGCACGCUGCCGAUACAGCGUGCUCUAGACGCCAUCGAGGAUGCUUGGGAGGGUCUCGCGAUGAACAACCAAGGUCGGGUUGAAAUAUUUUCAGCGCACCUAGAUUGGUUCAAUAUCCAUUAUUAUCUCCCUGGGACGAAUAGGAACCCUCGCGCCCACCGCCGGCUCACCUUGCAGAUCCGACUGAAAGAAGUUAAGGACAACAUCGAAUGGCACGUGGAACGGGUGGAGCCUGGAUUCACACAGCCCGAGGACGAGUUUAAGCAAGCACUCGAUAAAGUUUGGAAUGCUGAGGAUAAAGUAUGGCGAUCUCUGGUGCACAGUGCCUCGAGCAAGACGGAUCAUCAUGUAGGAGAGCUGAUCAAAGCUGUUGACGAGGCGGUCAGACGGCUCGUGCUGCAGUCACCAACGGCUUAUAAGCCAAGCCAACCCAGAGGCCCGGUGCAGACUAAGGGUCAGAGCCAGGGCUCAUUAGGCAUGUAUCAUAAGACGAUGGCAGCCGGUAGGGUCCGGCCACAGUCGGACGCAAACACCAUCGUGGUGUUGGAUGACUAAGUGAAUGAAGACCAGAGUCGAGGAAGGCAGAAGUGGUACCUACAAAGAGGAUGAGUACCGACACCCACACGAGCAGCAGGCAUGCAGCAAAGAAAAGGUAUAAAGAAUGCGAUGCGAAGGGAGGGAGGGGGAAUGUCGGCCAUACUUGAGAUACCCUUAGGAAAACAGGCAUAGGGCAAGGGGGGGAAGGGGGCAGAGACAGAAAGAGAGAGAGAGGCGAUAUAGCUUUGCAGACCAGCCCGGAAGGCCGCAAUGAAUACUAUUAGUAAUGAAUAAAAUUCUCUG
Hypoxylon fragiforme is the source of this 3639-nucleotide messenger RNA. Its product is annotated as MED14-domain-containing protein. Gene Ontology annotation, biological process: regulation of transcription by RNA polymerase II. The coding region runs from base 1 to 3354 and encodes 1117 amino acids. Gene Ontology annotation, cellular component: mediator complex; core mediator complex. The transcript has 2 exons. Lineage: Eukaryota; Fungi; Ascomycota; Sordariomycetes; Xylariales; Hypoxylaceae. Gene Ontology annotation, molecular function: transcription coregulator activity. The record is from RefSeq and is a predicted model, not a curated record.